AUGGCAGAGAAGCUAGGCAUUGCUGGAGCCUUGCAGCGCCCUACUACUUCAAUCAUGUUUGGAGAUGCAACUUCUAAGUCUCCUCUUGGAGUGUUCAAGAACUAUCACUUGAAAAUUGGAGAAUGCAUCAUCCAAACUGAUCUCACUGUGAUGGAAAUGGAAGAAGAGAAGGAUUACCUUGUUAUUGGGAACCCCUUUCCUUACCUAGAGGUUCAGACUUUUGUGCCACAAUUGACAGUACCACUCUCAGUUCUAAGAGUCAUGGAGCUACAAAGGCCACGAGCUGAUAGACUUGUUCAAGCCCCUUGUGUGCUUGAUGAAGAGAGCCUUCAAGCUUUGUUUGAUGAGCCACUAGGAAGGGCUCUAAAAGAAGGGGAGGAUGUAGCCUCUAAGGCAAGACCAGGUGAUAAAAGAAAGGAUCCACCAGCUCAGGCCCCUUCAGUCAAGCCAUCUCAGCUCACAAUGACCUUGUUCCCCACCAAGUUUGAAAAUGGGAAGAUUGAGUACAAGAUAAGGUACAAGGGGAGAUCAAGGCCAUUCUCUAGAGCCAAGGCCUUGGUGACUUCAGAACAGUCCAGGGACCCAACCAAGCUAAAGGAGCUUCUGUCUCAAGUCCUCACUAUCACCCUUGAUGGUGGGACUAGCUCAACCAAUGCCUAA
Molecule: messenger RNA, 660 nt
Organism: Microthlaspi erraticum
Lineage: Eukaryota; Viridiplantae; Streptophyta; Magnoliopsida; Brassicales; Brassicaceae
Source: the annotation of a GenBank genome assembly